UAUGUCAGUGUGCAUUUUCGUCUAUUCAUAUACAUUUAAGUUCAUCAACGGUGUUCCUGUGCGUCUUUCGCGUGAUCUUUGUUUUAAUUAAUUUUUGAGUUUCUCCCUCUCUCGAGGGUUUCGACAGUAACACCGUAUACCAGUUUUUGGCCAGUAUCUUAUAUUCCUCUUGGGAAUUAGGGGCCACUCAAAUUAAAGAAAGAAGUUCAUCAACGUCCUAUGCCACGUGGGUCGUAUACACUCCGCUCUAAACUUUCGUUCAAGCUUUUCUAUUUAGUGCAUAUAUAAUAUUUUUUAAUUAGUGAUAUAUAAUAAAACUAAACUAGUGAAUAACGUGAAUAACAUUGCGAGCUUCUUUUUCCAUGGCUACUAUAAUUUCUUUACCCGACGAAGUGAUUGAUAUCAUUCUGGGAGAUGAAAAUGUCAGCAUUAAGGAUGUCGUGAGUUUUAAAUCCACGUGUAAAAAAUUCCACGAAAUAAUACAUAGUAAAAAAGUUUGGGAAAAGAAAUUUUAUCAAAGGUGUCCUUCUGCGAGAAAAAAGUAUAAUACAGAGAAAAGGGAAAACAUUUUUAAACACUUAGAUUUUAAAGAAAAAAUAAAAGCAAACAUUAAAUGCAUCAAAUCUCUACAACAUUAUGCACAUCUGAUGUUGAAAGAAAAUUUAUCGGAUACUGACAAAAAAAAAUUAGGACACCUUUUGAUUUUCAUAGCUGAAGAUUCCAUGACUUAUUACUUUGUUUUGGAUGAAAUAAAUACAAUCAUCAUUUCUCUAUAUACCUAUUUGAGGAAUUUAGACUUAGAUUUGGAUAUUAAAUACAACUUUGAUCAAAUUAAUUGCCAUCUGAGACAGUAUCGAUUUAUAUAUAAACUAAAUAAAUUUCUAAACAUGCCAAAGGAGAAAAGACUUUUUGAACGAUAUUUUAUUAUUAUUGUGGCACAUUUUCAGCCAUGUGUGUCUUACUCGGUCAUAGAAACGUUUUUAGAUGAUUUAGCGCAUGAAGUACUUUCCCUUAUUAAAAAUAAAUAUCCUAAGCAUUCUAUAUUUUCAACGUCUCUUGAGCAAAUUUCGUUUUGGAGAGACAACAAUAUCGAACGUAAUUUCUGGAAUCUAAUGGAAGCAAAGCAAAUUAUAGAAAUUCUUGACGAUUUUAUAGAAUGCGAGAAUUUUAAAUUUAAAUUAUCUGAACUAUCGAAAACAUUAGAUACAGAAUGCAAAUAUAUAAUUGAUUAUCUAAACAAUGAAGGAUUUUUAUCAACUAUUAUAUAUCAGUGCGUGGCUAGAAGACUUGGGAUAUAUUGCUGUUCAACGUUUGCAACCUUUCGUUUAAAUGACUCGGAUAUAAAUAUGUGGAAGCCGAAAUUUAAUAUAGAGGAUAUGGUGAUGGGAAAAUAUUAUUUUAAGGAUUGUAUACAUCAUUCACAUUCUAUAAUGCAACAAGAAUGCAAUGUAUGUAGAAAUCCACUCGAAUUGCGUUUCUGUAAUGCAGAAAUGGAAUGGACAUAUAAUGAAUUAUGUGAUAGCUUAAAUGAUAUAAAGGUCAUAACAAGAAUAAUAUUCUAUCUGUGUGAAUCACUGAAUUUGAUCAGUGAUGAGCUAUAUAAAUAUUAUGGUUGGAGCGAAGCAGUUAGCUCUAGUGUAUUUAUUUACCUAAAUCAAUGGUUCAGACGAUAUGAUAAUAUUAAAGGAAUAAAUAUUGAAGCUGAAUACAUUAAUAUUACAGAGUCAAUACAGGACAGAAAUGACCCUCUCUUUCGCAACAGAAAUGAAUCAUGGUAUAUAGAAAAUAAAAACAAAUAUGCAAAUAAUUUGUAUGAAGUUGGUACGAUAUUAUGGGCUCUAUGCACGUAUCUGAUGGAACCCGACGUUGCCGAUUUCAGGGGGCUCCGACUGACAAACAAUAGAAGGUAACUUUCGUGAAGGGGUCCCCAAAACCAAAUGUGCCAGGGGCCACCAUAUGACUAAAGACGGCCCUGGGUAUAAUCAUAAGAACGUCAGACGAAUUUGAUGGUGUGAUAAUUGGUUGGCAUCUUGAAUGUGAUGAUGUAUUCACUAAUCUAUUGCAGGAAUUGAAUGAUAUUAAUCUUGAUGACUAUUAUCCAUUGAAUAAAUUGAAUCAUCCAUCUAUAUCAGGGAAUCUAUAUCUACUUCACAAGUUGACAAAUUUCGAGAAUUGUUAUUAUAGAUUCAGUCGACCAACUUAUCGUAUGGAACAACCGCAUUGUUUAAUUCUCACAGAUAGCAAUGGAAUACGUUAUGUGGGACAAAAUAUAAAUAUUAAUAGCAUCUUUCUUUUUGGUAUUAUUACCUACCUGUACGAUAUGAAAUUUAUCAAUUUUAUUUUAGAUUUUAUUUACUGUAUCGAAAUGCCUAACAAAUAAACGAUCACAAUUGAUCUAUAAUGCAGAAAUAGGGAGAUACUUCACUAGAUUCGAAGAUAUUCAUUACGUACCAAAUGAAAACCUGGCAAAACUAUAUUCAGACGAUACUGCUGCUAUUCUUGAAAUACUUUGC
This is a messenger RNA of Camponotus floridanus (Florida carpenter ant), 2513 nucleotides long. RefSeq lists its product as uncharacterized. The record is from RefSeq and is a predicted model, not a curated record. The coding region runs from base 363 to 1910 and encodes 515 amino acids. Gene Ontology annotation, molecular function: protein binding. The transcript has 8 exons. Lineage: Eukaryota; Metazoa; Arthropoda; Insecta; Hymenoptera; Formicidae.